GAAGCCACUGACAUGAAAACUCUAAAGAGCAACUAUUGGCAACAGCUCCUUCUGUGCCUCCGUUUUCUAGCAUUUGUUGUAAAGAAAUGGGCUGAACCCAGUUUAUCCAUUUCAGUAGAGAAAUGUUGCAGACAAUGUUGGCAGAACCAUUGAGAAAAUAUCCAGACGUUUCUGCUGCUCAGGCUAACUGAGGUCUGGCCUAAAAUACAGCCAAAUUAGUUAUUUGGUUUAAAGAACAACAAUAAAAAAAUCAAAUGAUAUGAACACGCUGAAGAAGCAGGAAGGCUGUUUUCAGACUUGAAAGUCAGCCUCAUAAACGUCGCCCGAGGUCAUUUUCCUUCUGAAUUCUCUCACAGGAAAUUAAUUGCUUGUGAAACGCAAUCGACAGACUCUGUCGAUGAGUUGGUCUGGUCGGGUUGAUGGAACUACGGAAUAAUAAAAGACACAUCUAGGCAUCGCAAUAUGGGUGUAAUUUCUUUCCAUGAAAUGCGAUGUGUCAGAAGGUAAAGGAAAGAAAGGGGAUUUACGGGAGAUCUAUUUUAUUCCUUUAUUCCUUGUACAGCUUGUUUUAUUAAGCCUUGUACAGAAAAAAAGGUAAGAAAACUCAAGUAACUGCAAUUACCACAUCGUCCUUUUACAGGCUUAAUGAGUGCAAGGUUUUCUAGCUUGGCACUUUGAGGCCUUUGACAGAAUUGUAAAGUAUGUUUCGACCUACUUCUGCUGCUAAUCUCCUCAGAAAUACGUCAACUGCCCAGUCUGAUCCCAAGGUGCUGCGCUGUUCUCACCUGUGUGCUGCCAAGAAAUGUAGAUCUGGGAAACACACUGGAGUAGGUGGGGUGCUUGCGAUCACGGAGAUGGUGAAAAGGAGGGAGGGCGCAUUUGCUGGAUUCUGGUCUGAAGUCCACGCGGCUGAUGGGAUUCAUUUUAAACGAGGUCCGUCUUUCGGUGCCGGGGCAUUUAAACUGCGGCAUGUGCCCUGGAUUAGAGGAAUUUCACUGGGGAUUAAAAUAUGCAGCACAUGCAGCACCCCUGAUUGGGGGCAAGAAACCGAGAAGCCCUAGCAAAUUAAAUCAGUCGCUGGAGAGAGCUGCUGAGUGGUUCUCAGGCAGCAGGCCGAGACCCCUCCCAGGCUAAGGAUGCUCCGGUAUUUCCAGAAGUGCUUGCGCAAGCAGCUGGCUGAGCACCAGGUCAGGAAAACCAGGCUGGUGUCCAAGGAUGGGCGCUGCAACAUCGAGUUCGGCAACGUGGAGUACCACAGCCACUUUGCCCUACUCAAGGACUUCUGGAACACGAUUGUAGAGAUCCGCUGGAGGUACGUGCUGUUCAUCUUCGUGGCGUCCUUCACCGGCAGCUGGUUCCUCUUUGGGUUGCUUUGGUACGGAAUCGCCAUGAGUAACGGGGACCUCACGGAGCAGAAUCCCCCCAGUAAUCAUACCCCCUGCGUGAUUAACGUCUACGGCCUCACCACCGCUUUCCUCUUCUCUCUGGAAACCCAGACGACCAUUGGAUAUGGCUACCGAGCGACUACAGAUCACUGCGCCCUGGCAGUCACACUCGUCAUCAUCCAGGCGGUUGUAGGCGCGAUCAUCAACUGCUUUAUGUGCGGCAUUAUCUUGUCAAAGAUAUCCCUUCCCAAAAAGAGAGCCAAGACCAUCAACUUCAGCCGCACAGCCGUCAUCAGCAAAAAAGCGGGCAAGCUGUGCCUCCUCAUCCGUGUGGCCAAUCUGAGGAAGACCCUCCUCAUCGGGAGCCAGAUUUAUGGCAAGCUUCUCCGGACCACCGUAACUCCUGAAGGGGAGACUGUGAUCUUGGACCAAGUGAACAUCGAUUUUAUGGUGGACGCCGGCAAAGACAACCUGUUCUUCGUCUGCCCCCUUACCCUCUACCACGUCAUUGACAAGACCAGCCCGUUCUUCGAAAUGUCCGAGGACACCAUCUCCAAGCAGGACUUCGAGCUGGUGGUCUUCUUGGACGGAACAGCGGAGAACACGAGCUCCACCUGCCAAGUGAGAACUUCCUUCAUCCCCAUGGAGAUCCAGUGGGGCUACAGCUUCCUGCCCAUCGUCUCUCGCACCAAGGAAGGAAAGUAUCGCGUGGACUUCUCCAACUUCCACAAGACCGCGCUGGUUCCCACACCUCACUGUGCCUACUGCCUCGACAAUGGGGACCGGCACAGCACCGGCGGGAAGAAAGGCAUCGACAACCCCGGGUUCGAAGCGAUCGUCGUCAGUGAGGCGGCGGCUGCCACGAAGAUGUGAAAUGCAGCCCCCAGGGCGGGGGGAGGGGGUCAGGACCGAAACAAAUUGAAGCUUGAGGUGGACCCAAAGUGCUGGGAAUAGACGGAACUGAACUUCCAGCACAGCCCCGGACUCUCCAGAGGAAGUGAACCUGAGACACCUUUCACGAAUGUCUGUCAGCAUCGAGGUCUUGGCUGUGGGAUUUGACAUGCGAAUGUAGAGCCCACCUGAAUGGAUGCAGGUGGCCUGAUAGAGACAUAUGUGUGUUUAUGUGUGAUUAGGGCAGGCUUGGGGUGGUAGUGUUCAUUACAUAGAAUUUAGAUCAGAUUUUAAGUUACCAUUUCUGCACAAAAUAAAGUGUUCUGUGCUAAUGAAGUGGAGUACUUAAUUAUUAUAGCAGUCUGGAGACUUAUUAAAAUAAAGAAGCCUUGUGAAUUUUCAUUGCUCAAGAAACAGACACAUUGCCAUGCAUGCUAAAAACGCAGAGACGAUCUGAUUUCAUUCACGCACAGUGCCGUCAUUCACAGCAGGUACUGUACGCUAACUGUGUUGUUCUAUAUUGUAAAAUCUAGGUUUGUCUAUGGAGAUAAUUCAUCCGGUCUCUCUGUCUUUUCUGAUUCCAAAACAGCUUGCAAGUCGCCUUGACAACCAGAGUAAAAUGUGUAAAAACUACAGCAGGAAAGGGAAAAAAACAGGACACUUAACUAAAUCAAUGCUUUUCAAGUCUGAGAAAUCUGAAGGUUAAAUCGGAAGGGAUUAGGAUUUAAGUCCUUUUUUAUGAAAUAUUUAAGACAGCUGGAGAGGUAACAAAAGGUUUGAUUAAGAGAUUUAUUCUUAACCAGCUGGAUGGUAAAACAGAGCUUUAUUUUUCUACUUUAAAAAAAAGAUUGAAAAAGGAAUCAGCAAUAAUAAUAACAACAUAAAUGUACAUGUAAACAGCAUUUAUUCAGAUUGUGAAAAGCUGAUUUUCUUUUUCCAUUUGGAGGAACCCUGAAACCUCUGAUCUUUUCCUGAAUAGUUUAAAGUGUAUAUAUUUCAAUAAAAUGAAUUAGAGCAAAACAUGGUUCUUUACCUGGUCUAGGAAGGGCUUUUUCAUCAGGAAGAAUCAUGAAUAUGUGAUCAUGCAUGAUCAAAAAAUCAAAAGCAUAUUUUCUGUUCUGAGCCUUUUUUGUUCAUCUUAUUUAAAUUGUCAUCAUUAAUCCAUUGCAAAAGAAUGAUCUUUACACUGCUUUGUAUUUAAUGUAUCUUUAUAUAUGAGAUUAAAAUGUCAUUUAUUUUUCUGAUACAAAUAAGGAGUAGGUACAGAGCUGUAAAUAGCAAUGUUAGUGUAGCAACACAAUAUUAAACCAGGUAAACUCA
This is a messenger RNA of Lepisosteus oculatus (spotted gar), 3596 nucleotides long. RefSeq names its product potassium inwardly rectifying channel subfamily J member 1. The record is from RefSeq and is a predicted model, not a curated record. Gene Ontology annotation, molecular function: ATP-activated inward rectifier potassium channel activity. Lineage: Eukaryota; Metazoa; Chordata; Actinopteri; Semionotiformes; Lepisosteidae. Gene Ontology annotation, cellular component: plasma membrane. Gene Ontology annotation, biological process: potassium ion import across plasma membrane; regulation of monoatomic ion transmembrane transport.